This is a messenger RNA of Ananas comosus (pineapple), 2082 nucleotides long. RefSeq lists its product as uncharacterized. Lineage: Eukaryota; Viridiplantae; Streptophyta; Magnoliopsida; Poales; Bromeliaceae. The record is from RefSeq and is a predicted model, not a curated record. Bases 168 to 782 code for a protein of 204 amino acids. The transcript is spliced from 2 exons.
CUUUCGAGUUUUCAAAAAGAGGCCCAAAUUUCGUGCUUGGGCAUUUCUUAUUUGACACAUGACCCAAAGGCCUCUCUCGCAAUCUCGGCCGACUCCUCCCCACUCCACCGCAUAACGCGACUCCUCAAUUGCGCCGACCUCCGUUCGAGUGAUCGAGUCCAAAGGAGAUGGAGAUAGAUUGGCCACCGAUGGACGGAGGCCCCUCCUGUGGCCACGCAACGACGGUCUCGACUGCGGCGAGGAUGGUUCGUGAGGUUGCCCAUGGAGCACUUUGGGAAGACGGUCAGGGCGAACCUGUCCUCUCCGGCGUGGGAGGACGCUGUCACCCACCUCACCUCCCGCCUCUAGGUGCUCGCCGUCGACGUCUAAGAAAGAUCAAGAACCUCCUCGGGCCCCCGCCGGAGCACGGCAGGAUUCAGUUCCAUCGACUCAACAUCAAGAACGACGCCCGACUCGAGGGCCUUAUCAAGAUGUCGGAUCUGGUGAGCUCCUCGCCUUCCCUCUCUCUCAUUUGCUUCCCGGCCGACAGGUCACCCCGUGGUCCCUUUUCUCUCCUCUUUCUCCGGAUGUCUACAGCGACAAGAUCAAGCAUCUCCUCGAGCCCCAGCCGGAGCACGGCCGGAUCCAGUUCCACCGACUCGACAUCAAGAACGACUACCAUGUUGGAUCUGGUUAAGUAUUGCUCUGAAAACAACAAGCGGCUUAUUCAUUUCUCCACUUGCGAGGUGUAUAGGAAUGCUAUUGGAACUUUCCCCCAAAGGAUCACUCUCUGCUACAGGUGAUAUUGCCCUCUUUAUUUUUUGUUCGUUAUUGUUUCUCAAACUUUUGUGUUAUGCUCUUAUCUGUACAUACUGAAGAAAAUAUGAAAAAAAAGGGUCAAAAAGUCAAGUUGAUUAGUGUUCAUCCCCCUUUUUCUCGUGAUAACUAAAGAAAAGUUGAAAUUUGCAAGAACAGUUGCACAUUUGUAAUGUUGUAGAGUAUUUAUGUGAUUCUGCAAUAUUGUAUGUUUGGUGUUUGAAUAUGUAUUUAAGCUGGUCCUUGAUCCUAGUGCUAGCUGGUAACAUAGUUUAAAGCAGGUCAUCAGUUUAAAGUAGAUCAUAGCUUUCUCUUGGAUAGAGAUCGUGUCACUUUCGCUAGGUUUAUUUGAUUAGUUAUGUGGUACUAUGUACUUACUGUUGGUGAGAAAAUUUUCCCUCUAAAUGAAGCUGUGGAUUUUUUGUUCAUAAACUGAAUAGGUGGAAUAGUAAAUCUGAUCAAUAACAAAAUGUUUCUAACAAAAUUAUUAUAUAUUUCACACUAGGAAGAAUAUCCGAAAGUUGAUUAGGCCAAUUCCUUUUCUAACUUCUAGAGGAGCCUAGUGCAUAUGUUCAAGAAUUUGAUUGACAAUAUGUUAAUUAUGUUAUCAUCCAAAAGCAUGGUCAUGAGUUAUAAGACAAUUGAGAUAAUAAAAAAUUGCUUUCAAUGGAUAUUUUCACCUAACUAUUGAGGACUUCAAUCAAUUGAAUUUGAGGAUGAAAUUUACUUUGGGAUUCAUAGGUUACCUACAAUGUGAUAACAUGUACAUUAUGUUGAUAAUCGAUUUUCUUUUCAAGUAAACUAUAGGAUUAUUUGAUUGACCCAAACAUGUGUGUCUGACCAUACAUUGAAUCAAGUGAGAUUGUGUCAUAAACUCAUAAUAUUCCAUGCAAAUUUGUGUUGAGAAUAUUUGUAUGAUAUUAGGUUUUAUAAGGCGAAACUUAUCCAUGAAUUCUACUUUAAUCGAUGUUUAGGAAAACCUUUGGUAUGUUGAAUUAAUGCAUGAGGAUUAGUAUUUCUAUUCACUGAAUUUUGAAUUUAAUUUCCUAAUAGUUGUAUGUGUGAAAUUUAAUAUUCAAAAUGGGUAUUACACAAAUGAAUUUAGGCAGUGUUUGGUUAAGGGAUAAAGUGGGAAUAGACCACUUUAUCCCUCUAAUUCAUCCAAACACUUUUUGAGAGAAUGUGUUUAUUUAAUUCCCCUCUUAACGGGUUAUUUGAAUAACCCGUUAAGAGAGGGGAAUUGUUGUUCCACCCUUUUGGUGGAAUAAUAAUUUCACCUCUUUAUAC